CAGUGUUCAAAAUUAGGACCCAUACUUCUGCAUCCGCCAAUGUUCUUAAUGAAAAAGUGCUUCCGGCGUCACUCUUCCUCUUUUCGUCUGGAUCGGGCCGUCAUCAUGGUAUGGAACUCCACCACUAAUAUACUUUUAAAAAAGAUCAACUGUAAUCUUCAAACUAUACAUUCAAUUGUUACAUUUGAAAGUACCCAAUGUGUGAAUGCAAUGGUUAGGGACAUGUAUAGGCCAUUAUUAGUGAUUUUAUCUGUAUAUCUCCCCCAAAAGUUGCCUAUAUACAAAACUCGAGCGAAUGGCUACGCUUCGGGGAUUGUAUCGCUAACUACCUAGGUAGUUAAUGAUGGCAGUGACAGUCUCGUAUUGAAAUUGCCCGUUUUACUGUGUUCUUGGCAAUAUAAUAAAGUUGGUGUUCACAUUUUAUAAAUGCAUCAUUGCCAAAUACCUUUCAAAAUUGUAACAUAGUAAAUGUAUUAUAAGCUGGCUACCAAGUAGUGCUGGCCUAUGAUGCGUGCUAUCAAGGCGAUCCUGUUGUGUAACAAUAGAGCUAGCUGCUCACACCAAAGGGAUUGUUGGUAGAGUUGAUUAUACAACUUUUUGAGUCAACAACACUAAACGUGUGUACAUGUAGUCGUUGGAACAAAAAUGCUACAUAGAUGGUGAAAAGGCUCUUGGCCGGCCGGUAAGUUAGCCACCUACCUGAAUACUUUUGAAGAGGUUUCCAAAAUUAAAAUCACUUGGAGCAGAUUUGCUGGUGUGUUUAGCGUUUUAAGUCCAACAAUAAUAAUGUAAAAUAAUUGAGGAAAAAGUUAUUGUAUUUGAGAUUUCUGCACCCCACGGAAGGAUCGCAGUUGUAUAGUAUAAACAUAACUACUGGUAAUUGUUUUCAGAAUUUGUGACAUUUUUACAUGUACGGACUGCUGGUGACUCAAUGUUGUUGAUAGAAAAUCUCACAACCAGUUAUCCAAACUCCACUCUGCCUUGAUAUGAGAACGGAGUUGAGCGUUCCUCGGCUAGUAGCCCCCUAGGUUGAAUGGUAGUGACCUGACCCCCAUGCUGGAUAUUUGCUGUGAAGCCCAGUGCCUCAUUGAGUGACACAAUUUGAAUGAAGAGGUACUUGAAAUGUACCAUACUGCAGCACUUUGUCAGUAUACAUUAUAAAUCUGUGUGAUUCAGGUGAACGUGCCGAAGACACGCAGGACCUACUGCAAGAAGUGCAAGAGGCACCAGCUUCACAAAGUUACCCAGUACAAGAAGGGAAAGGAUUCCCUCUACGCACAGGGUGAGUUUCAGUCUCAAAAUGAGCAUUGGCAGAUGUGAUGACCAUAUGAUGUAGUAUAGACUGCCAGGUGUUUCAAGAUAAAUAAUUGAUGUACGAUCUGUGUUUUAGGUAAGAGGAGAUAUGACAGAAAGCAGUCCGGUUACGGUGGACAGACCAAGCCUAUUUUCCGCAAAAAGGUAAGCUUGCAAAGCUUUGUGUGUACUGGGUACGUUACCUAAAGGUACCUUAUAUCAGUGGUUCAACUUUCCUAACCUUGAAGAACCCCAACAGUACAGUUAUGUUGUCCUGUGGGUCUGGGGCAACAUACAGUGCCUUGCAAAAGUAUUCAUCCCCCUUGACAUUUUUUCCUAUUUUGUUGCAUUACAACCUGUAAUUUAAAUAGAUUUUUAUUUGGAUUUCAUUUAAUGGACAUACACAAAAUAGUCCAAAUUGGUGAAGUGAAAUGAAAAAAAUAACUUGUUUCAAAAAUUCUAAAAAGUAAAAAAAGUGGUGCGUGUAUAUGUAGUUUGGAGCUCUCCAAACAGGUCAGGGACAAAGUUGUGAAGAAGUACAGAUCAGGGUUGGGUUAAAAAAUUUUAUCAGAAACUUUGAACAUCCCAAGGAGCACCAUUUAAAUCUAUUAUUAAAAAAAUGGAAAGAAUAUGGCACCACAACAAACCUGCCAAGAGAGGGCCGCCCCCCACCAAAACUCACGGACCAGGCAAGGAGGGCAUUAAUCAGAGCGGCAACAAAGAGACCAAAGAUAUCCCUGAAGGAGCUGCAAAGCUCCACAGCGGAGAUUGGAGUAUCUGUCCACAGGACCACUUUAAGCCGUACACUCCACAGAGCUGGGCUUUAUAGAAAGGUGGGCAGAAAAAAGCCAUUGCUUAAAGAAAAAAAUAAGCAAACACGUUUGGUGUUCGCCAAAAGGCAUGUGGGAGACUCCCCAAACAUAUGGAAGAAGGUACUCUGGUCAGAUGAGACAAAAAUCGAGCUUUAUGGCCAUCAAGGAAAACGCAAUGACUGGCGCAAACCCAACACCUCUCAUCACCCCGAGAACACCAUGGCAGCAUCAUACUGUGGGGAUAUUUUUAAUCGGCAGGGUCUGGGAAACUGGUCAGAAUUGAAGGAAUGAUGGAUGUUGCUAAAUACAGGGAAAUUCUUAAGGGAAACCCGUUUGUCUUCCAGGGAUUUGAGACUGGGACGGAGGUUCACCUUCCAGCAGAACAAUGACCCUAAGCGUACUGCUAAAGCAACACUUGAGUGGUUUAAGGGGAAACAUUUAAAUGUCUUGGAAUGGCCUAGUCAAAGCCCAGACCUCAAUCCAAUUGAGAAUCUGUGGUAUGACUUAAAGAUUGCUGUACACCAGGGGAACCCAUCCAACUUGAAGGAGCUGGGGCAGUUUUGCCUUGAAGAAUGGGCAGAAAUCCUAGUGGCUAGAUGUGCCAAGCUUAUAGAGACAUACCCCAAGAGACUUGCAGCUGUAAUUGCUGCAAAAGGUGGCUCUACAAAGUAUUGACUUUUUUUUGGGGGGGGGGGUUCAGUUUUUUUUUUGUCUUAUGUCUUGUUUGUUUCACAAAAAAAAUAUAUUUUACGCCUUCAAAGUGGUAGGCAUGUUGUGUCAAUUAAAUGAUACAAACCCCCCCCAAAAUCCAUUUUAGUUCCAGGUUGUAAGGCAACAAAUAUAGGAAGAAUGCCAAGGGGGGUGAAUACUUUCGCAAGCCACUGUACCUGCACUGUUGGUUACUCAAGGAAAGGAGUUGAACCACUGAAAUAUCUUACAAAUGUGUACUGUUGGUGCAGGCCGUUGUCAGCGAGGCUUGGCCUGUAGUGGCUUUGUCCUUUCCUAAGGUGUCUGCUAGAGAGAACUGAGAUGGUUUGAGGCCCUGCUGUGUCUCCUCCAUGGCAAGGUUAUAGGUAAACCUCAGACAACUUGAUUUAAUGAACACUUUAUUUCCCGUUUACUUCUGCACCUACAUAUAAUACAGUAUUGACAAUGUUUUUACACUCCAGAAAAUGAAAAGGUGUUGAGGGUACUACUUUGAGCUCUGAAGUUGAGAAAUGCAAGGCAACGCUCUGAUUAUCCACCCUUCUCCCAAAUUGAGCACUUGAACACGCCCCCUCAUGGAUUUGAAAGAAAUGCAUGGAAACUUAUUCUAGCCGUGUUUGCACCAAUCCAAUGGUUAAUGCAUGAUGGGGAGUGAACGAGAACGCACUUCAGGAGAAGGGUAGAUCAUCAGAAUCAAAUAAAAAUGUACUUGUCACAUGCGCCGAAUACAACAGGUGUAGACCGUACAGGGAAAUGCUUACUUACAAGCCCUUAACCAACAAUGCAGUUUUAAGAAAAAUGAGUGUUAAGUUAAAAAUAGAAUGCCGCUGCCUUGUCAUGUGUGCAUGGAUCCUGGACUGUGGUAACAUGGAUUCUCUCCUCAGGCCAAGACCACAAAGAAGAUCGUGUUGAGGCUGGAGUGUGUGGAGCCCAACUGCAGGGCCAAGAGAAUGGUGCCCAUCAAGAGAUGCAAACACUUUGAGCUGGGAGGUGACAAGAAGAGAAAGGUAAGCUUAAACUCCAGCCAAGUAGUGCAACACAGAUGUUCCUGGCCCAUGUUUAUUCUGCAUGUGGAAAGGGCUGUGAAUUUGUUCCACAGCCAUGAAAAGCAAUGUGUAUAGACGGUGCAUUCGGAAAGUAAAGGGUCUGAAUACUUAUGUGAAUGUCAUAUUUCGUUUUUUUUUUAAUGAAAUGUGAAAGUUUUUCUAAAAACCUGUUUUUGCUUUGUCGUUAUGGGGUAUUGUGUGUAGAUUGAUGGGGGGGGGGGCAAUUUAAUCCAUUUUAGAAUAAGGCUGUGGGAAAAGUCAAGGGGUCUGAAUACUUUCCGAAUGCACUGUACCAGGGGUAUUCAACUCUUACCCUACGAGGUCCGGAGCCUGCUGUUUUUUCUGUUCUGCCUGAUCAUUAAACGCACCCACCCGGUAUCCCAGGUCUAAAUCCAUUCUUGGUUAGAGGGGAACAAUGUAAAAUAAGCAGUGGAACUGGCUUUGAGGUCCAGAGUUGCAUUUGAUGGGUGUAUGGUUUCUGGAUGUCUAAAUUACGUUUAGUGUUAUCGUUGGUGACAUUUGACAAUGUUCAACUAUCCUUGAUACACCUCGGAUCUCUUCCACUUUAGAUCGUUGCUCAAUAGAACAUUUAGUCAAUUCCAAAAAUGCAUGCUUCCUCUGAACUCGGUUAUUAGACUACCUGGAGAGGAAUUGACAAUAGCAGUCUGAAGGCCCUCACUGGCCGAACGUAUGCUGCUCUUGAACUGUUUGGAUUUUAGAUAUGCUCUAACAAGUUGUAUUAAUUAAGUUGUCAAAUUGAAAGAUGUGAUUGGAUUCAGAAGUGGUGUUUGUAUUUUUCAUUGUGGAAAGGUGAAUAGUUUCAAUGUGCUGUUUGAAUAUCUGAGCUGCCUUGUAACCUUGUUUUUUUCCUUUCAGGGCCAGGUCAUCCAGUUCUAGGCUGUGGGUCGAUCUAUUGGAUGGACUUGUCAUUUUUUCCCAAUAAAUGUAUUGAAAUUGUA
Molecule: messenger RNA, 4815 nt
Organism: Coregonus sp. 'balchen'
Lineage: Eukaryota; Metazoa; Chordata; Actinopteri; Salmoniformes; Salmonidae
Source: the annotation of a GenBank genome assembly